AUGAAUAUUAAUGCUGUGGCUCCUGCGGGCGCCCGGAGUGUCAGUCAGACGCAGGUGAGGGCAGAGGAUGAUGCUCAUUAUGGCACCUGUAGCCGCUAUGUAUGCGCGGCGGCGGAGAGACCGGAGAGGGGUUGCCAUGGUAACACCAAGGCGGCGGCGGUCGGCGGCGGCGGCCUGGGACGUCAUGCCGGAGUGAUGGGGCGAGUGAAUGAGACACAGACGGGGAAAUGCCUGGACCUAACACAGACAGUGUGCGAGUGGAAAGUGAUCAAAGCCACUGAACCUGCCUCACCCCAUCCUCACCCCUGCCUCACCCCGUCCUCAUCCGCUCUAAACAUAGAAAGAGAGUCUGCAGCGGAGUGGGCGAGUGGUGGUUCCCCCUCACCGCGCUCCCCCAGACAGGCGCCCUCUGCUGGCGGGGACAUGAACUGCACCAACAGACCACCGGAGACAGAUGGAGAGAGGUGGAGCAGGGCCUUGAAGUGGCCGCGCGGUGUCCUGCGGCUGUGGGUGAGGUGGGGGUGUCACCCUGGGGCAGCCACAUUGCGCAUGAGAAUCUCGUCCCACUCUUGGGCCAUAAACAGAGUCAGUAACAGGCUUCAUCUCCCACAAUCCUUUGGGGCUGCUCUGAAUUCUCGCCUCUGGGCUGCGGGCGUCUGGGGCCGGUCCGCAGAUGGACUGGCCCCGGUCUGGGACCCAACACCCGGGCAUCUGCUGCCGCGCGUACAGCCUCGGACCGCGGCAACAAGCCCGGACCAUUACCUGUCCCAGUAUGACCCCCCUCCUCCUCCCUGCCUCACCCUCUCCUCCUCCCUGCCUCUCCCUCUCCUCCUCCCUGCCUCACCCUCUCCUCCUCCCUGCCUCACCCUCUCCUCCUCCCUGUCUCUCCCUCUCCUCCUCCCUGCCUCACCCUCUCCUCCUCCCUGCCUCACCCUCUCCUCCUCCCUGCCUCACCCUCUCCUCCUCCCUGCCUCACCCUCUCCUCCUCCCUGCCUCUCCCUCUCCUCCUCCCAGCCUCUCCCUCUCCUCCUCCCUGCCUCUCCCUCUCCUCCUCCCUGCCUCACCCUCUCCUCCUCCCAGCCUCACCCCUCUCCUCCUCCCUGCCUCACCCUCCCCUCCUCCCUGUCUCUCCCUCUCCUCCUCCCUGCCUCACCCUCUCCUCCUCCCUGCCUCACCCUCCCCUCCUCCCUGUCUCUCCCUCUCCUCCUCCCUGCCUCACCCUCUCCUCCUCCCUGCCUCACCCUCUCCUCCUCCCUGUCUCUCCCUCUCCUCCUCCCUGGCCUCACCCUUUUUCCCACGGCCCUCACCCUCUCUUAUCUCACCUUUAUCCCAAACGAUCGUGGGUUUCAGAUUGAAGCGAUAGAGUCGGUUGAGUUCCGUAGUGACGUAAACGUGCACGAGACAGAGGACGCAAACGAACCCCUUGAGCGCGGGACCACCGUGGGGAAGCUGGGGCAGAUACGUCACGACGGAUCAAACAGCUACCGGCUCAUGCAGCUCGGGUGCCUGGAGUCCGUGGCCAACUCCUCGGUCGCUUACUCGUCCUCCUCCCCUCUCACGUACCCGGCACCGGCUGGGACUGAGUUCGCGUCGCCGUACUUCUCCGCGAACCACCAGUACACGCCCCUGCACCACCAGUCCUUCCAUUACGAGUUCCAGCACUCGCACCCCGUGGCCCCGGAGGCCUACGGGCUGAACUCUCUGCACUCGGGCCAGUACUACCAGCAGCUGCACCACGGAGAACCGGCGGACUUCAUCAACCUCCACAGCGCGCGGUCCGCCCUCAAGUCGUCGUGUCUGGACGAGCAACAGCGGCGGGAGCUCGGAUGCCUCGACGCGUACCGCCGCCAUGACCUGUCGCUGAUGACGUCACACGGCUCUCAGGCCUACGGCGUCGGUAUGCACCACCCGGACCAGAGGCUGCUGCCGGGGGCCGGUCUGGGUCUACCCCCGUCCGCUGGAGACGACCUGCAGGGCUCCGUGGAGGCGCAGUGUGGCCUGGUCCUGAACGGUCAGGGAGGGGUCAUCCGCAGAGGAGGCACGUGUGUAGUGAACCCCACAGACCUGUUCUGCUCGGUCCCUGGUCGUCUGUCUCUGCUCAGCUCCACGUCCAAAUACAAAGUGACCAUCGCUGAGGUCAAGAGGAGACUGUCCCCCCCAGAGUGCCUCAACGCCUCCCUGCUGGGGGGCAUCCUGAGGAGAGCAAAGUCUAAAAAUGGCGGCCGGUGUCUCAGAGAGAAGUUGGAUCGUUUAGGGCUGAACCUUCCGGCGGGACGGAGGAAAGCUGCCAACGUCACUCUGCUCACGUCGUUAGUGGAAGGGGAAGCGCUUCACUUGGCGAGAGACUUCGGCUACACGUGUGAGACAGAAUUCCCCAGUAAAGCAGUGGGCGAACACUUGGCGCGGCAACACAACGAGCCGAAAGAGACCAGCGCACGCAAAAAGAUGGUCCUGGCCACAAAGCAGAUUUGUAAGGAGUUCCAGGACUUGUUGAGUCAGGACAGAUCUCCUCUGGGCUCCUCGCGGCCCACGCCCAUCCUGGACCUGGACAUCCAGAGACACCUCACACACUUUAGUCUUAUCACUCACGGUUUCGGGACUCCAGCCGUGUGCGCCGCGCUCAGCACCUUCCAGACCGUCCUCAGCGAGAUGUUGAACUACCUGGACAAGAACUCCGGCAGCGGGAAGACCGGCCAAUCCAACCCCGGCGAGCAGAUCAACAGCAGCAGCUCGGAAAAGUCACAGCUCCGCAAAGUCUCCGACAACCAGAACAAGGACGGCAAAACGGAAAAGACUGAGUGA
Knipowitschia caucasica is the source of this 2802-nucleotide messenger RNA. The record is from the annotation of a GenBank genome assembly. NCBI's taxonomy places the organism in Eukaryota, Metazoa, Chordata, Actinopteri, Gobiiformes, Gobiidae.